AUGGAGCCCAGAGCGCGUGCCGGCAAGAAUGUCGGAAAGAUGAACUUCAGCCAUGCAGAGCUGGCACAGCUUCUCUACGCACACGGCGAUGUUCAAAACCCACUCCCCGAAACUGUCCGCGUUCUCGACGAGAUCCUUACAGACUUCAUGCAGUCCAUCGCUUUCGAAGCGACACGAGCAGCUAACUACUCUGGCCGCCAAAAGAUAAAAUACGAAGACUUCGAGUUCGCGUUCCGUAAGAAUCCCGCGUUCCUCGGAAAGGUCCAAGAGGUAUUUGAAAAGCAGAAGGAGAUCAAGAAGGCCCGAGAAAUUCUGCGCGACGGAGAGGACGAGAUUAUGAAGGACGCUGCAGACGAGGAGAAGAAGAAAGAAAAACCCGAUACGAGAGCUGGAGGCUCUGGAAGUAAUGCUGCUGCUGCUGCUGCUGCGUCUGCGGCAUCGAGAGCGGAAGAGGAGCUGGGUGAGGCUGACGAUGAUGCUGAGGCUGAGCUUGAUGCGUUGGGUAAGAAGCGCUGA
Molecule: messenger RNA, 516 nt
Organism: Fusarium coffeatum
Lineage: Eukaryota; Fungi; Ascomycota; Sordariomycetes; Hypocreales; Nectriaceae
Exons: 2
Coding region: 1-516 (171 amino acids)
Biological process (GO): RNA polymerase II preinitiation complex assembly; transcription by RNA polymerase II
Cellular component (GO): transcription factor TFIID complex
Molecular function (GO): protein heterodimerization activity
Source: RefSeq, a predicted model, not a curated record